UCGUCUGGUUGUGACUGGAAACGUCUGGCUGAUCUAUGUGUUGUGGUUCUAUGUCCACAGCUGACUGCGAGCUUUGGUCCCGGUUCUGCUCAGCUGCUUCUGUAGGACUUUUCCACCUCAUCUUCCUCAGCAGCAUCUUGUCCUCCUUGGUCUCGUUCCCGUUUCUGCCACUACCUCCCGGUGCCGUCCAGGGUCCUGGUUUUUGAUCUCGCGGUGGCUGCUGGGACAUCGCGUGCUCCUGCGUCCCUCUGUCGCAUGUCUGGAGAAAUGUCAGCCGGUAACCCGAACCAGGUCCGGACCGGGGAGCAGAACCGAGGCGCAGCUGAGGUUCCGCAGACCGUGUUCGUCAUCCUGGACUCGGCGGAAACCCUCAACCUGGUCAGGGUGGAGUCUGGAAUCGUUGCCGACAUCGAGGUCGACAGUUUGCUUCCUUCUGACUGCGAAACCUUUUACCAGAUGAAGAGUCAACCCGUCAGCAUCAGUUCACCAGUAGCACCUUGUUCCUCAUCAUCAUCCUCACUGCCGUCAGUCAUGUCGUCCAGGGUGCUGAUGCGGCAGGGUCUGAUGCGUCAGCAGGCUCUGGAGGAGGAACAGAAGGAGGCGCAGCAACAGCAGCGCUCCAUUGGCUCCUCCUUGCCCAUCUGUGUGUCCGUGUCCUCCUCUUGCAGACCUGCUCAGAUCCCGGUGGAGGUUCUGAAGGUGCAGACUCACCUGGAGAACCCCACCAAGUAUCACCUCCAGCAGGCUCAGAGGCAGCAGGUCCUUCAGUACCUGUCCACCAACCAAACAGCCAAUCAGCAGCCAGCUGUGCAGCCAAGCUCUUCUCUUGAGCCAAUGGAAAGCAGCCCCAAACAAGAAGAGGAGGAGGCUGUCAUUGAUGACAUCAUCAGCCUGGAGUCGAGCCUGAAUGAUGAGUUUCUGACUCUGACUGAUUCUGGACUUCAGCUCGCCAACACACUCCCGGUGUCUGGGAAUGUUCUGGAUGGGUGCAGCAGCAGGAGCGGGAUAGCCACGCCCACUGUCGCAGUUAGCAACAGUUGCCCGGCUGAGCUUCAUGUUAUCAAGCGGGAGCUAACUGAUGUGGAGACCAAAGCUUUGAUGAAAGAGAGACAGAAGAAGGACAACCACAACCUGAUCGAGAGGAGACGACGUUUCAACAUCAACGACCGCAUCAAAGAACUCGGAGAUCUGAUCCCCAAGUCCUCAGACCUGGAGACCAGGUGGAACAAAGGAACCAUCCUGAAGGCGUCAGUGGAUUACAUCCGGAAGCUUCAGAAAGAACAACAGAGAACGCGAGAGAUGGAGGAGAGGCAUAGGAGGCUGGAGACCACCAACCGUUCUCUGCUGCUGCGCAUACAGGAGUUGGAGCUCCAAGCUCGUGUCCAUGGCCUUUCCUCCUCCACCCUUCCCCCCACCUCCACCUCUCCCCCAUUGGACCCACAGACUCUACUCUCCCCAUCCCGGCCUCCGCUGUCCUCAUCCUCUCUGGGCUUGGACGCUCUGAGUUUCGUGGAUCUGGACGAACCCCGAGGAGCAUCUACCGUCUUCUCCCCGGACCUGAUGGCCGACGUGGAGCUGACGGAGCUGCAUGGCCUGGGGGGGCUCCUGAUGGAGGAGCCUGGAGGAGGAGAUGUGGUGUCUGACCCCCUGCUGUCCUGUGGUGCCUCGAAGGCCAGCAGCCGGAGAAGCAGCUUCAGCAUGGACGAGGACCUCGCAUGAUGUUAUCACAUGCUCCGAUCUGAUUGGCUGGACCUGGAGGUCAGCUGGGAGUUUUGGUUGUUUUUGUUUUUAUUUGUUGGAACAAUUUUUGAUUUCUGACAUCAUCUGAGCAAACAACAUACAAAGAUCGGGUAACCAUGGUAACCACUGUGCCCUCACUUGUUACCCUGGCAACUAUUUUCCCCAGUUAUGGUCACCACUGUGGAACCAAAGAAACCUUCAAGUGUAUAAAUGUGUUACCAUUGCAACAGGAGUCCUAUCAUGAAAACCUGUAUUGUUCACCUAUACAACUAUCCUCUCUGUGGUUACCAUGGUAACCACUGAGCCACCAAAAGCUUAUUGCUGUUAACAAAGGAGCUCUGAGCUGAUUGGUUGGUGGAGGUUUCUGUCAUCUUCUCAGAGCUCACCUGGAGGCUGAGCAGCUCACCUGCAGGUUCACCUGGAUGCCCCGCCUCCCUGCGGUGCUAUAAAUAUGAAGCUCUGUGAUCAGUGUCUGCUGGAGACCAACAUCAAGAAACCGGAAGGGAAACUAGAGGCCAGUCAGUGCUUCUGUGUGUGCAGGUCAUUUGCAGCAGAACUUUGGACUCGACAUCUGGGUGGAUGUCAUGGAAGAAAAAUCCUGGAAACCUUUUGGUUCUUGUAGAACUGAGGCUGCAGCAGCAUGUGGACCAGUGUUAUCGCACCAGAACCCAUCUGAACUGCUGCAACCCAGUCACAAUCUAAAGCUCCAAGUCCGGAACGAUGUCUUGUGUCAAAAUCUUGCAGAAGAUUAAAGGUCAAACCAUAAAAAACUUUAAGAUUACACAUGAACCAGAUUUAAAGAAGUGAUCAGGUUCUAAAGAACUCAAAACUAAAGUCCAGUCUUGUUACGAGUUAUUUAGCUCAGAUC
This is a messenger RNA of Melanotaenia boesemani (Boeseman's rainbowfish), 2608 nucleotides long. It is a transcript of the gene tfe3a, whose product is annotated as transcription factor binding to IGHM enhancer 3a. Gene Ontology annotation, biological process: regulation of transcription by RNA polymerase II. The transcript has 11 exons. NCBI's taxonomy places the organism in Eukaryota, Metazoa, Chordata, Actinopteri, Atheriniformes, Melanotaeniidae. The record is from RefSeq and is a predicted model, not a curated record. Gene Ontology annotation, molecular function: DNA-binding transcription factor activity, RNA polymerase II-specific; protein dimerization activity; RNA polymerase II cis-regulatory region sequence-specific DNA binding. Gene Ontology annotation, cellular component: nucleus. The coding region runs from base 256 to 1719 and encodes 487 amino acids.